AAUGAAAAUAAAACGUAGUAUUAGUAGAUUAGAAACUCAUUUUCGCAUGUUUUUAAUCACGAAAUAAUGCAUUGCACGUUGUAUUGCAUCAUGUCAAGCGGUCUUAAAAAUACACGUGGUGUGCAGUAUUAAUCUAAAAUUUACCAAAAACCGGCGUCUGCGCAAAUUUUCUCCAUCCACGCGGUUUCCCUGAUCUUAUGGUGCAUUCUCAGUGGAACAGUGAUGAAGGUAGGUCGGUAAGUCACGUAGACUUAGAAGUUUAAAAUGGAAACUCGUUUUUUGUGUAUAUACUAGGAGUGCAUUAUCGAUGUGUGUGUGUGUUUAAUUUAAUAGUGAGUUAUGUGAAUUUGUUUGAGUGCCACUUGGGUUACUAGUUUUUAUUUCUAAAUAUGGUGGAAUCUGAGUUCAACGAUGACACCUGGGAAGAUUUUUUUGGCUCAUCGCAGGAAUUGAUGCCGACUAUUAUGGGAGCAUUUGAUGCUAUAAUAGGAAGCGAAACGAAAGAAAACGAACUCGAUUUAGACUCGAAAACCAGUACACCGAGACGUAGUCAUCAAAUCAGUAAUUUCGCUAAUUUAUCUCCAUACGUACAAAAAGUAUUGUCCAACGUACCUGAACAGGAAAUAAGUAGAAAGUUUUCUUCGGAAGAAACUUUGGGACCAAAAAGAUUCAAUACGAAGAGUACCUACCGUUCAUUCAGGUCUCCCGACAAACAUAUCAAUAAAUCCAACGAAAAUUUGGAAAUUAUAUCAACUAAUGUCCAAAAGAUGUUGUCGAAUCUUCCUGAUACCGAGCUGGUAAUCAGCGCUAGUAAUUUAAAUCUAACGAGAAACAGUUCCUAUUUAUUUAACUCGUCCAGUAGAACGGAGUUUCUUAAACAGAUCCUCGCUAAUGGAGAAAAAACCAGCGAAGAACCGAAAACAAAACAGUUUUUGUAUCAUUCGGACGGUGCUGCUAGCGGUAAUAAUAGUGAUAGAAUAGAUGCAGACGACGUUAAAUGUUGUGCUAGUGCUAGUGAACAUUUUGAUAAUUGUGAUAAUUACGAUCAAAAACCUUUAGGAAGUUAUUUACACAGUUCACAAGGUAUCGCUUCAAGAACGCCAGUCGGAAGGAAAAAUGUAGGAAAAUAUUUACAGGUUCCUAGUGAAAAUAGUGUAGGAAAUACCAGUAGCACGACGUCUUCAGAAGUAUCUAGACCCGUGUCUUUAACUAGCUUAGGCUCCUGCUCUUCUAGUGGUAGCAGCGGCCAUAAUCAGCCAGGCUCAGCGUAUUUAGCAUCCGCGGAAAGCUUGGAUAGUGAUCCCGAACCAUCAGGAAGUCAAGGAUCAGCAGAUAGUGGUAUUGCUGUACAAGAACAAUCAAUCAUAAGUCCCGAGUCCAGAGUACUUCACGAGGUCUUGGAAACAGAAACUGUGUACGUAGAAGAUUUAAACGAAGUCAUAACGGGUUAUUUAGAUCCUUGGAAAUCCGAUCCAGAGUGUCCAUUAGCUGAAUACCUGUCGCAUUUGUUCAGUAAUCUAGAGAAGAUAUAUAAGUUUAAUAGGAGUUUUUUAAAAGAUUUGAAAGAAGCUGAAGGGGAAGCUACUAAAACAGCCAACUGCUUCCUUCACCACGACUCUGGUUUCUCAGUGUACAACGAAUAUUGUCAAAACUAUCCCCGAACUAUGGAAGUUCUGGGUCGUUUGACUAGAGAUGAAAAAAUGGCUGCACUAUUUCGAGAAAAGCAACUUGAGUUAGGACACGCUUUACCAUUAGGAUCUUAUUUACUUAAGCCCGUGCAACGGAUUUUGAAGUAUCAUCUUUUAUUACAGAGGCUCUCGAAGCAAUGCGAUCCGACGCACAAACCAACGGUAGAUUUAGCUCUAACGACAAUGACAGGUAUCGCUUCGGAUAUAAAUAAUAUGAAAAGAAAGAAUGAGGAUGCAGUCAGAGUUCAAGAAAUUCAAGCCCAGUUGUACGGGUGGAACGGACCGGAUCUUACAGCUUUAGGAGAAUUGAUAGCAGAAGGAACUUUCAGGGUAGUUGGAGCAAGAGGUCGAAGACACGUGUUUCUAUUUGAGAAAGUUUUGCUGUUAGCUAAAAAUAAACAAGGGGGAGCUCUUGCUUAUAAGAGUCAUAUUAUGACUUCCAAUUUAAUGUUGGUGGAACAAGUUAGAGGUGAACCUCUGUCGUUUCAAGUUAUACCUUUCGACAAUCCACGUUUACAGUCGACGCUGAAAGCCAGAUCGCCACAGCACAAAAGAGAAUGGACUUUGCAAAUAAAAAGAGUUAUUUUAGAAAAUUAUACAGCCGUCAUUCCAAAUCACGCUAGGCAAUUAGUUUUACAGCUCGGACAAGAGUUGAAUGAAACAGAAGACACCAACAACGACAAAUGGUUACCCCUAAAACAAUACUCGACCCCAAACUACUUAGAAAGAAGAAGCAGAGUAAGAAAAACGAGAGACUUCGCCAACAGAAGAGCGGCAUCUCAAGAUCGUACAUUCCCUACUUUAACCAAUUGGAGAAGAAAGUCUGAACCGAGUAUGGUACCGCAGUACAACCCCAAAAAAACAUUAAAAAUAAAAAAACAAAAAGAAAUUCAGAACGCUACUUUUUACACUGAUUUAUCUGAUUCUGAAAAUUGUGCUGAUGAAUCAAUGGAAAAUUUACAGCAGAGUCAAAACGAGGUAGCCCCAAAUGAAUCGAAUAAUGAGGAUAAGACUGAUGAGUGCGUUAAAAAUAAUUUGGAAAAAAUCGUUUCUGAUAUUUUAAUGCAAAAUCAAACUUUUCAGAAGGCGUUUUGUAGACAAAUUAGCAGGAAGAGUCUUACCAGCGAUCCAACAUCCGUAUGGUAUGAAGAUAAAGUGAAAUUGCCAACAAAAGCCGAUUCUUUACCGCGAUCUUUUCAACUAUAUGAUCAACCAGAUUCGAAUGAUGCAAUCGACGGUCGAAACGACAAACUUCUAGAUAUGUCAUUGAAGGAGGAUCCCGAUAUAGAGGUUGAAGAACAACAAGAUAAUGAUUUCUCAUCUCAACUCAGUGACGCUGAGCAUCCCGAUCACAAAAUUUAUCGCAAAUCAGCAAUUAGAUUCAGUAUUCUCCAGAGAAUUCGACAUAUUAUGACGGAAGAACAAAAAAGAACCCAAAAAUUCCCAGUAUAUCAACAGGGAUCUAAAAGAAUGGGAGAAAAAAUCGCUCAUCCGGAUUAUGUAGAUCCACAGAAAUUAUUUUUAGGUUCAGCUAAUUGCAGUCAAGUUGAUCUCACAGAAUACAAAAUCGAAGAUUGCGAUAUACUGGGUGAACCAGAACAAUUAGAUUUAUCAAUAUGCGAAAAAGAUGUACUUAACGAGCUCGAAAAGAGGUUGAAUGGAGGCAGUAGUGUUCCUGAUACUGGUCAGACUCUGAACUCUAGUCACAGUUUAAAUUCUAGUCAAAUUUCCGAUAGUUAUUAUGAAAAUAUUUUAGAAGACUCUUUAAAGGAGGAAUACGUUGAAGAUUCCACUGGAAAACUGGUAGCUAAACAGGACUCAUUCAGUAGCAACGAAGAAAAACAAAAACCUAACCAAAAAUCACUGUUUGAUAAGCGACCUGCGAUCAAGAGGCCUACCAAAGCACCGCCGCCAAUACCUCAAAAACCUGCAAGAUUAAGUCAAAAUGUUGGUUCGAUUAAAUUCGUCACUGAAAAAACUAGUUUUAAGAAUGUAACUCAACUACGUACUGCUGGAACUAGCACAACGAGGGUACAGGACGUCGUUAGUACUGUUACAAAUAGUACGACUAGUACUACUUCAAAUUCUAGUUGGGUUAAAGCGAUGGUUGGAAGAUUUGAAUGAUUAAAGUAUUAGAAAUAGGAUGAUUAGUUAGUCAGAUUAUUUUUAGCCAUAAAGAAAUUAUAAAAUGGGCUGGAAAUCCCAAAAGAUGGUGUGAAAAUGAAACAAAGUGAUUUAGUAGUAAAAAACAUAUAAAAAGAGAUUAAAUAAAUUUUAUAAAUAUAUAUAAAAGAAUAUCCAUUUGUAGUUUAUUUAGAAAAAAUGUUAAUGCAACAUAACUAUAUCAUAGAGGUUUGCUUAACAAAUCUAGAUAAUAUUUUGUAUGAUAAUCAAUUCAAGGUUUAAUUAGUAAAUGUUAACCUUAGAUACAGUUAGAAAGCAUUUUUUUUCAGUUACGGUUGUUUUAGUUCAAAGCUCAUUGUACAAAAUUCUUGUAAUGUAUAACAGCAUCUCCCACCCUUAAAUGUUAGAGGAGUAGUCGUAAAGUCGAGACCAUGUAACUUAGUUCGAUCCUUAGAAAUGUACAUCAAUAUACAAAUUAUAAACUAAAUAUCAUUAUAACAAAUUAGCCCUUCGAAUACAACCAACACUCGUCAUCAAUAUUUUACGAGUUCAUUUUUUGCAACCCAAUAGUUUGACUGUUCUUUUUUCUAAAGAGUGUAGUUGUAGUAGUGUUUUCCUCGAUAUCGGACUGGCUUUUGACAGAGUGUGGUAUCAAGGACUGCUAUACAAGAUUAAAAGAUUUCUUUCCUCAAACUACUACUCACUUCUGAAAUUUUACCCAACCAAACCUAAUUAAAGUUGAUGAGGAAAUAUCCGAACAUUUUACUAUAGCAGAAGGGGUGCCACAGGGUAGCGUAGUAAAGAAAUAAUUAGUAACGAUAGAAGAAGCAAAUAUUCAUCUCUUCUAUUGACUGUCAUAGUCUUCUUUUUUCAUCUUCUUGGUGAUUUUUUGGCCUCUACUGUUUUUUCUAUUCGACAGCUACUGGUUACGCAACUUGAUUGCCUCGUCUAAUAAGGCCGUAAAAUAUCAUGAUUGCAUGGGCCAACAUGGACGUCGUGGGCUUUUUAUUAGCGUUAGUCACGACAUUACUAGAGAUAUUUUUGCUGCCACCACAACGAUCGUAGUCUCUAUGUGGAACCCUUAAUGAAUUACUUUAUUUUUUAUAUUCAUUAUGGAGUAAAAUUAAUAAGUUUCUUAUUUACACAGUUGUUAAUAAUACUUCUUCAAGCAAACUAUACUGAAAAAAGCACAACUUAUUGAACUUUUAUUUUUUUUUUAAAUUAUUAUUUACAUAAAUAAUGACAAUAAUUGUUAUGUGACAAUAAACGUAGAUUUAGUGGGGCAACACGAAUCACGAAUGUGCUCAAGACAAUAACAAAUAAAACUGACUAGCUAGUUAAACUAUUAGGUUCAUUGUGCUAUAUUGUGGCUGUUGUUGAAUGAUGAUUAAUUUUCCAUAUAGAAUUUUCCAAAUAGAAUUUUCCAAUUAUUCUCAAAUCUUUAGUGUUAAGACCCCAGAAAUUAAAGCGGGGUAAUGUAACAACUCAAAAGAAUGGGAAAUAUUAACUAUAUCACCCUUUGUCACCUCAUAUUUGAUCCCGGGGUUCAAUAACCUUUUUAAGUAUCCUCUAUGGGUCUUAACAGGGCCCAGUAUUUUCCUUAUGAUAUAUAUAUAUAUAUAUAUAUAUAUAUAUAUAUAUAUAUAUAUAUAUAUAUAUAUAUAUAUAUAUAUACCAGGACGGGUAGUCUUUGCUGACUAGUUAGAACAAACAACCAAUAUAUUGGGGGUUGCAGGAAAUUUGGAAAUUGAGAACUCUUUAUUAAACUAUCCUAUCAUCAGGGGGAGUUUCUCAAAUCUCAAAUUAUUGAUUUGAAUCGUCGACAUCACGAGGUAUUUUUUGAAAAUAUUGUCCAACAUUUACGUCAAUCUUAAUUACAUAUUUUUAAAUAUUGACAACCAAACUAAUGUGAAUAAUAAUUCAUAAACCUUAACAUCUACCAUGGUUUAUUCCGUUAUAAAGAAACCUAGGUUUUCAUCCUCUAUUUGAACUUUCCCUGAUGAUGGGAAGAACAUUUCCCGAAAACUUCUCAUUUUCAAAAUUUGCUGCAAUCCCCAAUAUAUUACUUUAUAUACAAAUAUACAAAAUGAGUCACUUACUUAGUACGAUAUUUACUGGAUUAACGGUGACAUUUUGCAAAAUUCUUUUCUCUUAUUCUUGAUUGAUACUCUCCACGAGGGAUCGCAGUGCAAGAGUGUGUAUUGUGGACUCACCUCGCUUUAUUGUCGCUCCGCACCGUGUGGGUUUUCGUGAAUAUAGAAUAAAUCGAGAGUGUGAAUGGAUAGAAGUCCUGUCGCCCACGCUCAUUAAGAUACGUGUCGAGUGCCUCUGGGAGGCGCCGUGCGAAUCUCAUAGAUUUUGAUGACUUUCUAAAAUUAUUACCAUUCAUACCGGAUGUCAUAAAAGUAGUUAGACGAAUAAAACAUACGAUUUUUUAAGUGGAACGCUCUAUAUUUAUCCUACUAUGAAAGUAAUUAUGUCCAUUAUCAACUGAAAUGGAGAUUUAGCAUAGAAGUAGAAUCCUUAUGAACCCAUUCAAUUUAGAAUGCAAAGGGUUAACUAAGUUUAAGAUAUCCUGUAUGGUUGAAAAUAAUUUUAGAUGGUAGGCGUAAUUCAUGUUCAAAUGGCUGCGAGAAAAAAUUUGAAAAAAAUCACCGUUUGCACUGUAUAAAUACAAUUGACUCACCCUUUAUACAGUGUGUCUACUUAAGUUGGAACCAUAUGGAAAACUUUUUUAUUAGUGGUUUUAUGAAAAAAAGUUAUUCUUGAUAAAAAGUUCUACAUAGUCCAAAAGUUGAAAUACAACCAUCAGACAUCAAUUUUUUAAAGUAGUAUACGAGGUUUGUCAAAAAAAUUUUUACAACUUAGAAAAAUGUUAUAAAGUUGUUUUGAAUUAAAAAUUAUAUUCAAAUUGGCAAUUACAGCCAUUUAUUAAGAAAUGUCAGAGUGACUUAUUGCUUAUAACAUUACAAUAAAAAUGGCAAAUUUACUAAAUCGUGAGGAAAAAUUGGAACUUGUGUUAAUUGUUGGGACAGAUACUUUACUCUUGCACGAAAUUCAAAUUUUUUUACAAACCUCUUAUACUGCUUAAAAAAAUUGAUACCUGAUGGCUGCAUCUUGACUUUUGGACCAUGCAGUACUUUUUAUCAAGAAUAACUUUUUACUAAAACCACUAAUAAGAAAGUUUUGGUUCCAUAUGGUUCCGACUUAAGUAGACACACUGUAUAAUGAAAUCUUGUAUGUGUUUUAUGAAUACAGGUUGCUUCAAACUUUACAUUAUAAAACGUAAUAUGUAAAAUCAGUGUUUCUAUAAUAUUUAUCAUUUCAUUAAUUUUCUUUGAUCGUAAAAUAAUUAUUAAUUGAAUGUUACUCUAAUUACCUCGUUGAUCUUAUGUACCUAUAAAAAGUGGAAUUAUAAAAUAUGCACAAAAUAUUUGGGGAACUUCAAACUUUAAAAUUUUUAAACAAAUAAAAAAAUAUUCCUGUUCCAAAUUUCUUGAAAUGAGGCUGAGGCUAUUUCAAUGGUGAGAGGCGUCAUUUUAAAAGCUCGGUGAUAGUGAUAGAAAUAUUUGUCAACAUAUCAAUAUAAUUAAUUUCGAUUCUCGUGAUGCAUCCUGUAUUUAAACAUCGAUAAUGUUUUAAUAAGUGAUUGUAAAAAAUAGAUAUUUCAUAAAGUAUUAUUAAUUUUUUUAUUUCGAAUUUAUUUACGCAAUUUUAACAUAUUGAAUAUAUUGUAUAUAAUGUAGUCCUAAAAAUAUUUUAAUGAUGUUAAAUUUUUAGAAUAUUUACUUAAAAUAUACUGUGUAUAGUUAAAAUGUGCCAAAUGAGACUAUGUUUUAACAUUUGAAUGAAUUUUUAACUUAUUGUUGAAUAUAUAUAAGUACUAAUUUUUUUGUAAAAACGUUUGAGAAUAAAUAUCAUUCAUUAUUCUCCA
Molecule: messenger RNA, 7746 nt
Organism: Diorhabda carinulata
Lineage: Eukaryota; Metazoa; Arthropoda; Insecta; Coleoptera; Chrysomelidae
Gene: GEFmeso
Exons: 13
Coding region: 390-3812 (1140 amino acids)
Molecular function (GO): guanyl-nucleotide exchange factor activity
Source: RefSeq, a predicted model, not a curated record